ACGAAUGCAGCACUCUGUAUACCUUGCUCAUUCCAUGAUCAUGCGCUUUAUUGGGGGGGAUAGCGAUCGUUGUGGGCCGUUUGCCUUGUUGUUCUUCUGUUCUUCAACACUCCUUUGUCCUCUUCUCUUGAGGACACCCUGUUCACUAUACAACUUUGGCAUCUAUGCCCACAUCAUGACUUUAUGUAGUUUAAUGAAUUUCUUUUUACAACACAGAGAGAACAGAUUUACUGUCCAUGACUAUCAAAGACAUGUUACCAUUGGGUGUUUUCCAACUGAGUGAUAUGUUCUGUCUGUGCUCAUGGUACCUCAAGAGCCGCGCGCCUCAAAGGAGAGGGAGUGUUUGCAUCCCGCCAAAAACUCAAUCUCAGUCACACCAGGCCACGAGUGACAGAACAGCCACACUUUGUCAAUGACCGCCCUAUCCGCUCUUCAUUCCGCGUCCCGCCGAGACGGAAAGGCAGAGAGAUGGCUACAAGGGAAGACCGGGUCUACUUUGUUUAGUGCAAAGCAUCGUUACGUCCGCAAACGUGGGGUUGGGGGUUGGCGUGGACACCCGCCUAAACAUACGAUGGAGAACGCCCACGAGGGGAGGGGCACAGGGGGGGGGGGGUUGAAAUCUUCCCGCACAUCCGUCUCUUUGAUGGGCUGUACACAUGACGCUCUUGGACAUCGCUGCGCAAGGGAAUUUCAUGGUGGUGAUCAACGCAUGUCAGCUGGAGUCUGCUCCGUGAGGGUGAGUGUGGUGGAGUUGCUGAGACCGACGUUGACAACGAGUUUGGUACCGGCCGAGAAGACGACGUUUUCAUGUCUUCGCCUCCCCGUCUCCUCCUCGUGUUCGUUAGCAUCGCGGUGGCCCUGUCGAUGUUCUUUUGUCUCUGUUUUUCUUUUUAAUCACUCUGGAAAUCUACUCAGUCUUUGCUAUAUCCUAGGGUUUCUGUGGUUUCUACACACACUCCCCUCCCUUCCAUCUGCGGUUCCGCACAUACCCAAAGCCAAGCACCGAGGCCGGCUACUCUUGUCAAAAAUUUUCCCGGAUCAUGGUGUCGAUCUUGGACCCAGAUCGCGCGGCGUUAUAUUGUUCUCUUUUUUUUGGGGGGGGGGGGGGGGGACCUUGGGACAUCUGGUUCAUUGCAUGUCCCGUUAGUUGAUGUCUAUCCGGUCCACUACUGGUACAAACAGCGCCUUUGACCGGGAAGGGACGGGAAAGGUGUCAGGUGGAGGAUCCUCGGGGCUCAGUGAUAGAGUGGCAUCAGCAUCGACUUUCUUGCCUUGCGGACUUAGGUCCGGGUGAUGCCCGGCAGGCAAGCUUUGGGAUAAAGGUAGAUACCAUGACC
This is a messenger RNA of Colletotrichum acutatum, 1337 nucleotides long. RefSeq lists its product as uncharacterized. The record is from RefSeq and is a predicted model, not a curated record. Bases 413 to 1147 code for a protein of 244 amino acids. Lineage: Eukaryota; Fungi; Ascomycota; Sordariomycetes; Glomerellales; Glomerellaceae. The transcript has a single exon.